CCCCCGCGCGCGGCUCAGGCGAGCAGCCGUCCCAGAGGCCCCCGCGGCAGCGCGGCCGAGCCGAGGCGCGCCCCUCACCGGCUCCGCGCCGCCGCCGGCCCGCCCCGAUGAGCUCGUACUUCGUGAACCCGCUGUACUCCAAGUACAAGGCGGCGGCCGCAGCAGCGGCGGCGGCGGCGGCGGCGGCCGCGGCGGGCGAGGCCAUCCAUCCCACUUACUACGACUGUCAUUUCGCGCCCGAGGUCAGCGGCCGCCACGCCGCCGCCCUGCAGCUCUAUGGCAACAGCGCCGCCGGCUUCCCGCACGCGCCCCCGCAGGCGCACGCGCACCCGCACCCGUCGCCGCCGCCGCCCGGGUGCGGCGGAGGGGGCGGCCCGGGUCCCGGCCAGGACUACUUCCACGGCGGCGCGGGCAGCCCGGCCGCUGCCUACCAGGCCGCCCCACCUCCUCCUCCUCCUCCUCCUCCGCACCCUCCGCCUCCCCCCUGCGGCGGGAUUGCCUGUCACGGGGAGCCCGCGAAGUUUUACGGAUACGAUAACUUACAGAGACAGCCGAUUUUUACGACCCAGCAAGAGGCCGAGCUGGUACAAUAUCCUGACUGUAAAUCGUCCAGUGGUAAUAUUGGCGAGGACCCAGACCACUUAAAUCAGAGCUCGUCUCCUUCUCAAAUGUUUCCCUGGAUGAGACCACAAGCAGCUCCUGGUAGACGGAGAGGAAGACAAACCUACAGUCGCUUCCAAACCCUAGAGUUGGAAAAGGAAUUCCUUUUUAACCCUUAUCUGACCAGGAAGAGAAGAAUCGAGGUCUCCCACACUCUGGCCCUCACGGAGAGACAGGUAAAAAUCUGGUUCCAGAACAGGAGAAUGAAAUGGAAAAAGGAGAACAACAAAGACAAGUUUCCCGCGUCCCGGACGGAGGCAAAGGAUGGAGACCCCAAAAAGGAAGUCUCUGGGCUGGAGGAAGACCCAGCCGAAGGCCCCACAAAUUAAACUCUACCUUUACAUUUUUACCACAGACUAUUAAGACUGAUGAUCAGUAUAAGUGUGUACUGGUGGACACCACCGUUUCUCCCCUCUUGUUUUUUGGAAAGGACUUUACCUGUGUUUCAAGCUACCUUAAUGUCACUGCUCUUGAGGUUUCUGCGCUUUGAAAGGGAUUUGGGUGUUUUUAAAGAAAAUAGUUUGUAGUUUCGAAUAGAAGCAGUCCUUGAACUGCCCUAUAGAAGGGUAAUUUGAUACCGACCUUUAGCUAUAUUUUUAUAAUAAUUUUUAACGUCUGAGCUGGUGGUUUGCCUCAACAACAUAAACUUCCUAAUGAUCAGCACUAGAUGAUUGAAUAUAAAAUGCUUUAUUAAUCAAACAAGUGCACUUGAACAUUUUAAAUCUCUAUGGUGAGUAAAUUAAAAGAAGUUUAUUAAUAAUGUUUUUAAAAUUAUGCCUGCAGAAUAUUUACUUUAUUAUUUGAUUAAAUGUAUUAUUUAUAUUUUUCUUUCUGCUUUUGUAACAAUGGCUCAGGUGUCUUCUGGUUCACCUCCAGAAGGCUUCUUUGAGCAUUUUGUAAAUGUUUGUCAGGGAAGAGUCUGGGCCAAAUAUUGGAAAAGCACAUUAGCUGAAGAGUGCAAUGUAUUGUCCAGGCUGCCGGCUUCCUUAAACUCAGGAGAGUGUUGUCCAGUGACAGGAGUUUAAGGAUAAUGUUAAAGUCGACAUUUAGUCGGGCUUCUGUAGUUCGUACAAAUUAUGGCCAUUGAAUAAUCUAGAGAAUUAAUACUUGAAAACUAAUUGCAGCAUUUUCACUAACUAUUCAUUCUGGCAAGUGGCCUUGCUUUCAUUUUGAACCCCGCUUGUAAUCGCCUGGGAUUUCUAGGUCUCUAUGCUCUGUGUUUCUGCUUUUCCAAGUAGAUGCCAUAUUUAUUGUAUUCUUCUUGCACUGCUCCUAUGCUCCUUUUAAACCAGCUUGCUGUGUUCAUCUCAGAUGUCGGUUGGUACGUCCAUGUCCAUCCUCUGCUGUUCUUCGGGAAAGCCAUGGCCUCACCUAUUUGAAAUGAGCCCUGAGUGUAAACGCAGAAACUCCGAGUGUAAACAACCGCUCCAGAGCAUAGCUCCUCAAUAAAGAGAUGUACCUC
Molecule: messenger RNA, 2122 nt
Organism: Mastomys coucha (southern multimammate mouse)
Lineage: Eukaryota; Metazoa; Chordata; Mammalia; Rodentia; Muridae
Gene: Hoxd8
Product: homeobox D8
Exons: 2
Coding region: 108-989 (293 amino acids)
Biological process (GO): regulation of transcription by RNA polymerase II
Cellular component (GO): nucleus
Molecular function (GO): RNA polymerase II transcription regulatory region sequence-specific DNA binding; DNA-binding transcription factor activity, RNA polymerase II-specific
Source: RefSeq, a predicted model, not a curated record